UUCACCCUUCAGAAGAUGAGGAGGGGAGAGAAGAUCCAGGGAAGAGAGAGUAAUCAGCAGAAGUCUUGCGUUGAUCUCUCACUAACAUACAGUAAAGUCCAUACACCAUGUCGCAUCCAGCUAAAAGAUGUCUCAGUCUUCAAAGGUUCCCAUGAGAAGGAAGAGCUUCUCCCUCACAGAGUGGACCCAGAGUCCUCAAGUGCACCACUUUUUAUGGAACAGCCUAAACGUCGCAAGAUAAUUGUCGAUCUUCGACCCACCCUUAGGGAAGUGAUGUACCCAGAGGAAGAGCAAAUUAACUGUUCAACAAACUCUUCUGAAGAACUGUCUUUUAUAAGCACUGAAUGUUCAGAAAAAACACAGAAAGCCAUAGAAAGAGAGAAACCUGUGACUCCAUGUAACAGGACAACAGGAGAGGUCAGAAUCUGUCUCCCAUCUAUACAGAACAAUUGUGUAAGGUCUAAAGCAUCACCCAUGGGGCAUCAAGUGGUGAGUUUGGUAGCUGUCAGAGAUGAUGGAAUUCUUUCAUGCAAUUCAGAGCCCAAAUCGUUUGAAACUCAGCAAAUGUGCUUCCCAAAGAUCAUCCUGAGUCAAAGGCAACUUCAAAAGAUUCCAGAUGAGGCAAGAACUCCAAAAAAUGUUGAUACUGGGUGGCACGGGGUGGAGAAGCUACAACUUCCACUGUCUGAACUGGUGAGAGUAGCAAAAGAAAGGGCAGACUCUGGCCAUCAUACCCUCAUCAAUCAUGUACUCUGCUCGCUAAGAGAAAAGAGGUUACACGACACUAUACAAACCAAUGUGUUGAUGGAAAAGAUGUGCCAGGAAAACACACACAGAUCUCAAAAGAUACCUUGUUCAGGUGGGAAUAUCAGACUCACAUGGGCAAAGAGAAGCUGAAAGUUGUAUUUAAACAGCA
Messenger RNA from Pelobates fuscus (common spadefoot toad), 916 nucleotides. RefSeq lists its product as uncharacterized. NCBI's taxonomy places the organism in Eukaryota, Metazoa, Chordata, Amphibia, Anura, Pelobatidae. The record is from RefSeq and is a predicted model, not a curated record. The coding region runs from base 16 to 897 and encodes 293 amino acids. The transcript is spliced from 5 exons.